This is a messenger RNA of Saccharomyces eubayanus, 1302 nucleotides long. RefSeq names its product Mth1p (gene MTH1). The transcript has a single exon. The record is from RefSeq and is a predicted model, not a curated record. Lineage: Eukaryota; Fungi; Ascomycota; Saccharomycetes; Saccharomycetales; Saccharomycetaceae. The coding region runs from base 1 to 1302 and encodes 433 amino acids.
AUGUUUGUCUCUCCACCACCAGCAACUUCAAAAAACCAAGUUUUACAGCGGCUCUCACACGACUCCGCUAAUCACAGCCGCGGGUUUGCAAAUCCGUUGCAAAGCAUUCCAGAAAACACUGCAAAUAAUAGCGACAACGCAUCAUUUCAAAGCUUACCACAAUCAGUGAGUAGUAUACAAUCCACACCCUCACCAAGAAGAGAAAAUUUCGUGAACGCCCCUCUCGAAUAUACUGAUAGAGCCAGAGAUGAAAUCAAGAAAAGAUUAUUAGCUUCCUCGCCCAACAGAAAGUCACACCAUUCAAGCGGGAUGCAUUCGGCAAGUAGAAGAUCCAGCACAGCUGAUAGUAGAAGUUUACUUUCAGAUACUGCCUCAUCUUAUCAGUCAAGUAUAUUUUCGACGCCUUCGACAGUGCACACGCAACUGACUAAUGAAAGCGCAUUUUCUGACUUUUCAAAUCACAAACUAAUAACAAGGAUCAGUUUAGAURACGCCUUACCAAAGACAUUCUACGACAUGUAUUCACCUGAAAUUUUACUAGCAGAUCCAUCUAACGUUCUUUGCAACGGACGUCCCAAGUUUACCAAAAGAGAAUUAUUGGAUUGGGACUUAAACGAUAUAAGGUCAUUAUUAAUAGUCGAGAGACUAAGACCUGAAUGGGGUAACCAAUUACCGGAGGUAAUAACGAUGGGUAAUAAUAUGCCCCAGUUCAGAUUACAAUUAUUGCCAUUGUAUUCUAGCGAUGAAACUAUAAUUGCCACAUUGGUCAAUUCGGAUCUAUACAUGGAAGCCAAUCUGGACUAUGAAUUCAAAUUGACUAGUGCCAAAUAUACAGUAGCUACCGCUAGGAAAAGGCAUGAACAAAUAACCGGCAGAAAUGAAACCAUAAUGAAUCUGUCYAAGCCAGAAUGGAGAAACAUUAUUGAAAACUAUCUUUUGAACAUAGCAGUGGAGGCACAAUGUAGGUUUGAUUUCAAGCAAAGAUGCUCAGAAUAUAAGAAAUGGAAGUUACAACAGUCCAAUUUGAAGAGACCUGACAUGCCACCUCCAAGUCUAAUACCGCGUAGGAACAGCUCAGAAACAAAAUCGCUGUUAAAGAAGGCACUAUUAAAGAACAUUCAAUUGAAAAAUCCCAAUAAUAACCUCGAUGAAUUGAUGAUGAGGGCGGGCACCCCUUCAAACCAACAGGGGAAAAACAAAGUAAGCUUGACCAAAGAGGAAAAGGCUACAAUAUGGUCGCAGUGCCAGGCGCAAGUUUACCAAAGAUUAGGAUUAGAUUGGCAACCGGAUUCAGUAUCCUAA